AUGGAAAGAUUACCGGCAGAUCUUUGUCUUAAGAUAUUCUGUUGGUUAGAUCAUCAGAACCUUGCAACUGCUCAACAAGUUUGCAAGAAGUGGAAGUUCUUGGCCUCAGACAACAAGCUAUGGUCUAACCUCUUCAAAGAGAGAUGGGGAGAAGAUGGUGCAGCAUUCUAUGAGCCUGAUGAAUCAAAAACGUGGAAAGGUGUGUUUGAGGUGCAAGACCGUGGUGAUCGAGUUGGAUUGGGGCUGAAGAUAAUCAGAGAAGGUGAUGACUACUAUCUUGUUCACCAAGGUCAAAUCCAUCGGUAUUUGGGUUCUAGGAGACAAAGGACCAGCACAGACCACUGCCCUCUAAAUUCAAAAGGAAAGCUUGUGGGAGAUGAAUCUCUGAAAGAAGAGGAACCCAGCCGAGGCAUUUUGGACCAAAUGCUUUUCUUCAUUGGAGACCUGGAAGUUGCUUCUACUGAUGCUAAACGCAGUCGGGUUCAAUGA
Dovyalis caffra is the source of this 489-nucleotide messenger RNA. The record is from the annotation of a GenBank genome assembly. Lineage: Eukaryota; Viridiplantae; Streptophyta; Magnoliopsida; Malpighiales; Salicaceae.